Molecule: messenger RNA, 1683 nt
Organism: Eruca vesicaria subsp. sativa (arugula)
Lineage: Eukaryota; Viridiplantae; Streptophyta; Magnoliopsida; Brassicales; Brassicaceae
Source: the annotation of a GenBank genome assembly
UCAACUGUAACCAUCAAUGCUUAUGUCCAUUCUUCUCCCUUUGCACAAAACCUUGCUCUUGUAGUAAUAUUAAUUUUACCCCAAAAAAAAAAACUUAUUGUCAUGCAAGUUUUAUGAUUUUUGUGAGCAUAUAUGUAUUAAUAUCCAAAAAAAAUCUCAUGAGUUUUCUGUUUUUUUAUUUGGUAAUUCUCUCAUGAGUUGAUUUGGAUUUGUUUAUAGUUGCCGACACGAGAGAAGAACGUGCAAUACAAGAGAAUUCAGUUUAUGUUUGUUGAGAAAAUCCGAGUUAGCGAACCAAUAAUAUCUUAUUCUUUUGGACCAAGAAGUUGAUAGUUUCUUGCUGUGGAAAUAAAGAAAAUGGUGGGAAGCAUUGAGGUCAAGAGCCUGCUAACAAACGGCUCUGUUCAACUUCAACAAAAUGGUCUUAACUUGGAAGAGAAACUUGAUGAGUUUCGUCGUCUUCUUGGAAAAUCAGACAAAGAUCCGUUAAAGAUUGUAAGCAUCGGAGCUGGUGCUUGGGGAAGUGUUUUUGCAGCACUUCUCCAAGAAACCUACGGAGGAUUCAGAGACAAGUUUCAGAUCAGGAUAUGGAGAAGAGCCGGUAGAGCUGUUAGUAGAGAAACCGCUGAACAUCUCUUCGAAGUGAUCAACUCUCGGGAAGAUAUCUUGAGGAGACUUAUAAGACGCUGCGCUUAUCUCAAAUACGUAGAGGCAAGGCUUGGUGAUAGGACGCUCUAUGCAGAUGAGAUAUUAAAAGACGGGUUUUGUCUUAACAUGGUAGACACGCCGCUUUGUCCUCUCAAGGUUGUGACUAAUCUACAAGAAGCUGUGUGGGAUGCUGAUAUUGUUGUUAAUGGAUUGCCUUCAACAGAGACACGUCAAGUGUUUGAAGAGAUUAGUAAGUACUGGAAAGAGAGGAUCACUGUUCCUGUUAUCAUCUCUCUAUCAAAGGGUAUUGAAACUGCUCUUGCACCAGUUCCACAUAUCAUUACUCCAACAAAGAUGAUCCAUCAAGCAACUGGUGUGCCAAUUGAAAAUGUACUGUAUCUUGGUGGACCAAACAUAGCUGCUGAGAUAUACAACAAGGAAUACGCUAAUGCAAGAAUCUGUGGAGCUGAGAAAUGGAGGAAACCACUAGCAAAGUUCUUAAGACAACCUCAUUUCAUUGUUUGGGACAAUAGUGAUCUUGUUACACAUGAAGUAAUGGGAGGUCUCAAGAACGUGUACGCCAUUGGAGCUGGAAUGGUGGCAGCGCUUACUAACGAGAGUGCUACAAGCAAAUCAGUGUACUUUGCUCAUUGUACAUCUGAGAUGAUAUUCAUAACUCAUUUACUAGCAGAAGAGCCUGAGAAACUUGCAGGGCCUUUGUUAGCUGAUACUUAUGUGACCUUGUUGAAAGGGCGUAACGCUUGGUAUGGUCAGAUGCUGGCUAAAGGGGAAAUAAAUAGAGACAUGGGUGAUAGUAUAAGCGGCAAGGGAAUGAUUCAGGUACUCUCAGUCCUUGUAAGAAGUUUGAAAAUUUUUGGUGUCUUUAUCAAAGCUUAUGUGAAUGUUGAGUUUUGUUUUUGGAUAGGGUGUUUCUGCAGUGGGAGCGUUUUAUCAACUCCUUAGUCAGUCAAGCCUGAGCAUAUUGCAUGCUGAAGAGAAGAAACCUGUAGCUCCGGUUGAAUCAUGUCCUAUUUU